AUGGAAACAGAUCGGGUCCUUCGCAUCCCACGAGCUGACAGCCCCGAUGAGGCCAUAUUGAUUAAAGUCUCAAAGUCGGGGAGUCUUGAGCUUGAUCUGAGCUUUGUAGCCACUGAAGGCGAUAAUCCAUACGUAGGGUCUUUGAAAACAACUCACAUCAAUAAGUUACGUGCAAAGGCUUAUCGUGGCAGCGAUGACGAGUGGCAUGGGAUUCUCUCAUACGUAUUCAACCAAGAUGAGAAUGCUAUUAAAUCAAAGGACUGGACCACAGGGUUGGAGGCCGUGGCAUCAGUCAAAUCAGUUGACGAUGAUGAUUCGGAUGAUGAAGGGGCUCAUGAAAUUCUUAUUACCAUUCGAAAACGAAUUGAUUCAAUUACGCAACGGCUUGGUUCAAUCACUCUACAGCAGGACGACGACCAAGCCAUCCAGUUGUUUGAUUGGGCUGGGAUUGCAGUCAUUCGAGGAAAUGCACUCACCCAGGAAAUAUCCUCUUUACGUACGAAGUAUCAGGACGCAGAACGGACAAUCAAUCAACUCAGUACCCAAUUGGAGGAGUUAAUUCAGGCGAAAAAGGAUCACGACGAGCAACUAAUCGCCAAGUUUGCUCUACUGUUGAAUGAGAAGAAGCUCAAAAUUCGCAACCAGCAGCGGCUCCUAGCCACAGCAAAAUUAGAUCCUGUAAAAGUCGCUGAGCUAGAAAAAGCAGUUGCUGCUAAGAAGUCAAGAAACCCCACUGCCAGCAGAAAGUCAAAGCGAAAAGAAGUCCCAAGCGACUCAGAGAGUGAGGAUGCCUUUGACCCUAUGGAUGUCGAUGCAAAAGGAAAAGAAAAAGUAAAAGAGGCCGGCGACAACGCUGAAGAUCAAGAAACUGCGACUGAAUCUGAUAGAGGCUCGACGCCUGAGCCAUUGGAGGACGCGGAAACAGCCUCGGAGGAAGAAGAACCUGCUGGUGCUAGAGUAGAGGAACCCGCCCAACUGCCAUCAAGAGGUAAGGGACGCUCUGCUGGCCUAUCUGGAGAUAAAAUAGAGAAGGGCCCUAGUCGUCCUGCGGCACCAAAGCCUCCGUCUAGUCCGCCUCCACGCCGUGAAUUACCCUUCGCACGGAGGGGAGGCGCCUCCAAGCCGGUACCGGCUACAGAGAAUAAACCGGAUGAAAAUGAUGUUGAGACUGAGAGCGAUGAUGAAUUAUAA
Messenger RNA from Ophidiomyces ophidiicola, 1191 nucleotides. RefSeq lists its product as uncharacterized. The coding region runs from base 1 to 1191 and encodes 396 amino acids. Gene Ontology annotation, molecular function: DNA binding. The transcript is spliced from 4 exons. Gene Ontology annotation, biological process: double-strand break repair; DNA recombination. The record is from RefSeq and is a predicted model, not a curated record. Gene Ontology annotation, cellular component: nucleus. Lineage: Eukaryota; Fungi; Ascomycota; Eurotiomycetes; Onygenales; Onygenaceae.